UUCACGUAGGCAUGCAUGUUCUUUUCUUAGCAUAUUAUCAACCUGUUCGUUCUUUUUAUUGAUAUAAUUGAUGCAGCAGCGAAUUUAUUAACGAAAAAUUGACUUCACUUCUUGACGAGAAGAGACGUACUCAGUGUUGCGGUAUGGUUGGAUGGUAAUGAAGUCUCAGGGUAAUGAAUUUGAACGUUAUGACACCUAAAUUGUUCAGAGGUUCUUAGCGUGUGAGUUUGUCACAUCCCGCUUCAAGAUGAGUCACGUAAAGCCAAAGGUAAUCAAGCCAAGAGGACGACAAAAGCGUACCUCAGCAAGUGAUAUACCGUGGAGAGACUCCACCUGGGUGCACAGUUUUUCGCAGAAUGCCGCUAGUCCAAUUAACGUGCAAGACAUCAGUCCAGGCUUCGCUCUUCACAAACUUCAACUCUUGGUUGAAAAGAAUAAAUUUGAUGAUGCAUCUCACCUUAUAAACCAGCUUAAUUUGGUAACAUUAAAAACAAUACUUCCAGAAAUUCCAAUUGUUCCAAUAGUUGAAAAUAUUCCAGAUUCGCUUAUUCUAAUUGAAAGUUUUUAUUCAAAGUUUUUCAUCGCUGAUCCUGAUAAUUUUCCUAUUACUAAACUAGAUGUUGAGAACACCGUUUUUCAUAUUGUUUGUUAUCUCAGUUCACGAGAUGACCAACUGCUGAAGAAAGAAAAUGGUUUACUAUUAAGUGGCGACAAUGUCAUCAAAGCUAUCGUGAAUAUCUUAAGAAUGGUUAUGUUUGUGUUCCCGGAUAUGAUUAAGAUUCUGUAUAACCGUAGAAAACUUAUGGAAGCCACUCUCGAAGGGAUAGGGGAACACAGCUUAGUGAGUAUUGAUGGUGAGCUUAUGAAUCUUCAUGACGCACUAAAACUAGAAUUUGAACACGCCAUACACGCCUAUAAGACUGCACUUGGCAAGCUGGAUAAGUUGAGCCUCUCCCAUCAGAAACCGGUGACACUUAAUUCUUACGUUGGGAAAAAGUCAAGCAAUGGAAACCAUCAGAAACUUAUGACUCUCAGCCAGGAAGAGAUUCAAAGCCGAUUAUUCAAAAAUAAAACCGUUCUAAAUGCUAUUGAACCAAGUAUGAACGCUCAACUACCGUCAUUACUACGGACGCUACAGGAUAGGAUUGAAUUUGAUAAAAGCGCAUUACUAACAUUCUCCCAACUCCGCAAGGAAAUAUCAACAAUCCCUGCCAAUUCGCAAGUUGCUUCUGUAAUUGCUAAGUAUUCACAAAGCCUUAAGGUUGUACUGGACUUCUUUAAGGAUAUGCUUGACGAACAGAUAUCGGAAUCUGCCUCUUACUCCACACAAGGUUAUUAUAGUGAUGAGGAAAAUUUUAUCCCUUUGGAAGGAAAUACAAAAGAGAAUUCUAAACGAGUUUUAAUAAAGCCUCCUGAAGAUACAGAUUGUGCUCCUAAACGGGAACGACGUAGCAGGUCCAAAGAUCGCAGGAGGACUACACGUGGAGGUUCGAGAGAUAGGACAAGGGGUCGCUCUUUGGAUCGAAGCCUGGUGACUAUAUCACGCCCUCGGUCGGACAGCGUCGAAGAUAGUCGUGAAUUACAUUCCAUGAUUAAAAGGAUAAACCAAGUCUCUUCUAUGUCAAGAGCUGUUGGCCGCAAAGUUUUAGAGGAGAAAGGGAUUUCCCUAGCAUCAACACAUAGCAGAAGUUCAAGCCUCUCAUCUGAUCAAACAAGUCAUUUUCUGCUCGGCAAAGAAGAACCUGAGUCGUUUUUAAAACAGGGAAAUAUGGAAGGGAGAAAUACACCGUCUUAUAUGGCAAGGGGUAGCACCAGACAAGAGAAUGUCCAAAAACCUGAACAGCAAACAUCAAGGCAGAUGCCAGCAAGUAAUUCACUCCAAAUGAACAACAACAAUCAUGGAGAGACAGAAACAGAGAAGUUACUGAAAAAGGAGAGGUCCCUUCGAGAGCAGCUGGAGAAAGAAAGAAGCAGGCUUGAGCAACAAGAGAAAGUUCUUCAACUAGAGAUGGAAGCAAUGAAAAAGGAACUUAGUAAAGCAAUGGAAGAUAUAACCACAUUGCGACAGCGAGAAAGUGAGAUGAUACAUAAAUUAACUCAAGAAACACAAAAGAAUAAAGAAUGCGAUCAGGCCAAGCUGUCUGUUGAAAAUAGAGGGCCAGACGAUAAUGUCGGUAACUUAGUGUACGAAUUUGAUAAGCUGUACACUGAAGUGCGUGCAGAUGCUUGGACCGUUCUCAAUAUAAUGGCUGAUAUGAAUCAGUUUGAAUAUGGAGAUGACCUAAGAGACAAGCUUCUUUUUUCAGUCAUUGUGCUUGCCUUCCGUGCAUCAGAAAGUUCUCUACAUCUCUUGAAGAAAAAUAUGCGUAGCUUAUUACGGUUUAAGGAGGAUUCACACAACUUAGAAAGUAACUUGUUCACAUUUCUGAGGAACAUUUGUGAGAAUAUGGAUCUGAGCCAUAUGUCAAAGAAUGUAUGUGCUAAACUUUUCUCUACCCUACCGGAGUAUCCCACCCUCAAGUCUUCAAUUCCUCUCACUAACUACAUCCAUCAGUGCGUGCACAUAGCUUGGCAGCUAUCCAUCCAACCACAACCGUACACCAUUGAGUACGACUGCGUAACAUUUAAUAAAGUACGCCACCAACGAGCACCGGGUAGUAAUCGUUCAUCAAACCAUAUCAAGAUCUACCUAUGGCCAACGUUGCUUGAAGGAUCGAGGAUGAAAGUUGCGUACAAAGGUGUGGUCAUUACGUAGUCUGAAAACUUUCUGAAAUUUGGUUUAUACAAUCAGAUUUUUUAUUAUUAAAUUAAGCAAAGAUAUUUUUAUAUGAUUGUAAAUUCAUUUUGAAUUUAUUUUUUUUAACUGUUCUUUUUCUAUAAUAUUUAGUAGAAUAUAUUACAAUAUUUCAAAUAUUGAUAUAUACAUGGUACUUUUACAAGGAAUUUUGCUGACUUCUAUAGAAAUAUUGUAUACUAUUAUAUAAAAGUAAAACAACAGGAAAUUUAUUUAUGAGGUCAGAAAAGUUAUAUAUUACAAUUGGAAAUGCAAAGUAGGCCUAAAUUAUAUUUUGAUGUGUAGUAUAUAGAUAUAUUUAUCCAU
This is a messenger RNA of Anneissia japonica, 3100 nucleotides long. RefSeq lists its product as uncharacterized. Gene Ontology annotation, cellular component: mitochondrial outer membrane. The transcript has 8 exons. Gene Ontology annotation, biological process: mitochondrial protein catabolic process; mitophagy by internal vacuole formation. The record is from RefSeq and is a predicted model, not a curated record. Bases 248 to 2755 code for a protein of 835 amino acids. Lineage: Eukaryota; Metazoa; Echinodermata; Crinoidea; Comatulida; Comatulidae.